CCCUAGGUUUGAUAACACUAUCAAAGUUCUCUGCGGUGUGGACUGUGUGACGAAAGACAAGGGGCGAGUGACUUCUGCAAGGUGAUGAUGUUCGUGCUGUUUUUCGUGGCAUUAAUCCCAAUUUGCUAUUGAUUCAAAAGGGAAAAAAUUUCGCGAGACCAACUGAUUCAGUGUGACUCUGAGGCAAGCCGUAAAGUCAGUCGAGUGGAAGGCAAAGUAAUUGCUUGGUGAAUGUGGCAAGAACAGAGAUGCGUGUAGUUAAAUUUAAUUAAUUUCCUAUCCGACAAUAUGCUCAAAGACACAUUUCAUUCGAUAGUGCUGUAGCCCUGCGGCAGUUGGAUUACGAACUUUUGGGGUAGUGCAAUAAUAUAAAACAGAGAGAAUAAUUGGAGCGGCACGAGACGGACGAGUUGAUGGUGGGGAGUUGUUAACAAGCCAGGAAAAUUAUGACACGAUCAUCGUGGAGAGCGAGAGCAAAAAAAGGAAUCGACACCGCUUGGGGUUGAGCAACACCAACUAACGAGCAGGAGCGCGGCAAAGUCGAGAGAAGGAGCUUUCGCAGAGAAACACUUCCACCCCACGAGAGCUUUCCUUCACGUCGUGAAAAUGAAAAUGUGGAAAUUGUGGCAAUGGAAGCAAAUUACAAUUGCGUGGACUCUCCUCACAAUUCUGCAGAUGCUCAUCAACCGAGUGCUAUGCUUAAAGGAUCUCAAGAUAUCUGUACCAGAAGCUGUAGCUGAUGGAGACACAGUGACGCUAUCUUGCCAGUAUGACCUAGAAAAUGAUGCACUGUAUCUGGUGAGAUGGUACAGGGACGCAGAGGAGUUCUAUCGAUACGUUCCGAAGGAGGAGCCGCCGGCCAGAGUCUUCGAGAUUGCUGGUGUCUCUGUCGAUUUGAAAAAGUCUGACGCCAACAACGUAACAAUAAGAUCCUUGACGAGAAACCACACCGGCACGUAUCAGUGCGAAGUGUCCGCCGAUGCUCCGCUCUUUCACACUGAACAUCAAUCAGCCAAGAUGAUGGUGGCCAGACUGCCGGAGUCUCAGCCGGUAAUGUCGCUGUUCGGCGUGACGGCAGACCCGGCAGGACGGCGGGUGGUUCAGCACGGUGACCGCUUCAAAGCCAGCUGCAUCUCAGGACCUUCAUAUCCGCCUGUCAAUUUCACAUGGAGAAUAAAUGGUGUCAAAUAUCCGUCCUCCACGUCGGGUUUCCGGGACACAGGAGUCGUGCGAUCGUGGGAGACAAGAGAAGCCUUCUCUGAGCUGCUGGUGAAUGUGGACAGCGUCCUGAGUGGUGCCCACUCAUCCCACCAAGGUCACCUGUUUGUGAUUCACCCACACCCGCGUCGGAGUCUCCAUUUGCGGUGCGAGACGAACAUCUUCACGCUCUAUCGCGGAGCAGCCGAGAUGGAGCUGGAGGUGCAGGAGGAAAACCCACCGACUUACGGUGGCAAAGUGAGUCCCACGACAGAUCAGCGUGGCGGCGGAAAUCGCGGUGAUCCGGACAAUUCUGCCCUCACCGGGAGCGCCAUCCUCCUCGGUGGCUGCCACAAGUGUCUGGUCUUCCGCAUAAUUCUGUUCUGGCUUGUGAUUGUCUUCUGUCUCUUAUAA
Messenger RNA from Phlebotomus argentipes, 1611 nucleotides. RefSeq lists its product as uncharacterized. The transcript is spliced from 7 exons. The record is from RefSeq and is a predicted model, not a curated record. The coding region runs from base 607 to 1611 and encodes 334 amino acids. Lineage: Eukaryota; Metazoa; Arthropoda; Insecta; Diptera; Psychodidae.